Penicillium waksmanii is the source of this 1338-nucleotide messenger RNA. Its product is annotated as PQ-loop repeat-containing protein. The transcript has a single exon. The coding region runs from base 1 to 1338 and encodes 445 amino acids. NCBI's taxonomy places the organism in Eukaryota, Fungi, Ascomycota, Eurotiomycetes, Eurotiales, Aspergillaceae. The record is from RefSeq and is a predicted model, not a curated record.
AUGCCUCCGCCGCUUUUAUACAACCUUGUUGCUGGGUCUCUUCCAGACCACUGUGAACCCUCUUCGCCUCUUCUGACCGCUAUCUCCUCACAUCUCCACAUCUGCCUCCCCACUCCUCUCGCGCUGAUCUCCUCCGUUCUCGGCACCCUCAGCAUUGUGUCAUGGCUCUUCGCCCAGCUACCCCAAAUAUUCAAGAACUACCAGCUCCAAUCCACCUCCGGUCUGUCCAUAUUCUUCCUCGUCAUCUGGUGCUUCGGUGAUGUGAGCAAUCUUAUCGGCGCCCUCUUCACCCGCCAGGCCGGCUGGCAAGUCGUCGUCGCCAGUUACUAUGUCUGCGUGGAUGUCGCGCUAGUCAUUCAAUUCUUUUGGUACACCCACUAUAAAGCCCGGCGGUACAACAGCUACCGCGAAUUACCACACUCGCACGAUGCAUCCGAUUCCACCGGCGGGCUGCUACAGGGGGUGCCCCUGCCCGACAACAAUGCAACACAACAGUCGCAAUCAUUGGGACCAGUCAACAUGGACGUGUCAAAGAAAUCCGAGGCGACAGACGCGGGUGUGCAGACCGGAUCAACUCUCAACUCAACCGUCAAUCCCACUGCAUCAUAUUCGAAUGAGAAGACAAAUUCCUCGCGCCGGUCGAUCCGGGUCAGAAGCAGCGCCUCCAGCCCUCCAUUCGCACUACCCCGCACUAUGCUCAUUGCCUCGCUGCUUUGUGCUGUCCUAGCCAAUGCUAGUCCUACCGGUACCGGCCCGUCACCUCACCCGCCCAUUUCCCAUGCUCCCCGUGAAACAAUCAUCGAGAUCGUGGGUCGCAUCUUCUCCUGGAUGUCAACCCUCCUCUACCUGGGCUCACGCCCGCCCCAACUCAUCAAGAACUACCGCCGCAAGAGCACAGAAGGUCUUUCCCCGCUUCUCUUCAUGGCUGCUUUCAGCGGCAACUUGUUCUAUUCCUCCUCUUUGCUCACCAACCCCAAUGCCUGGUAUGACUUCGCGCCGUACGGCGGUGGCGGUUGGGCCGAUGACCACGGUAAUGAUCGCUGGGAGUGGAUUGGACGGAGUCUGCCCUUCUUCCUGGGUGCAUUUGGCGUUCUAUUCUUGGAUGGCUUCAUGGGCGUGCAGUUCUUGAUGUACGGCCCACAAGACGACGAGGAUGGCGAGAGCUAUAUUGGUUCCGAGGAUGGAGACCCCAAGCGCGGCCGCAGUAAGUGGCGUCGCGUGCGUGGAUGGAUGCGCGGAUGGAUUCCUUCAACGUCGCCGGAGCGUGACGAGCGUACGCGCUCGCGGGAGGGCCAGGCCCUACUUAGCCAUGAACAAGGACGAUACGGGACUGUUUGA